Molecule: messenger RNA, 750 nt
Organism: Paramuricea clavata
Lineage: Eukaryota; Metazoa; Cnidaria; Anthozoa; Malacalcyonacea; Plexauridae
Source: the annotation of a GenBank genome assembly
AUGGCUUUUGGACUUUGCUCCAAAUUUCAACUUUCAACUUACAAAAGGACAAUUUUAUCAUGGUUUUGGCUGUCAGGCAGACGAGAUAAAGGUGCAAGAUUGUGUAGAAGUCAUUCAAGUGAUGUGAAAGAUGAUUUAUGUAAGGUACUUUAUUUGAAUAGUUCUGGUUCUGAUAAUCGGUCGUUUACCGGUCAAAUUGCAAAUGAAUUUCUUGCGAAAUAUAGAGCACUUCACUCGGGGCACGUGAUUGAAGAAAUUCAUCUCUGGGAUAAGAAAUUACUAAGCUUUAGUUUAUCUCAUGUUGAGAGUAAAAUGAGAAUUGCAUCCGGUCAAGACAGCCCAGAGGAUAAACUAAAACUUGUAGCAGUGAAAGAAAUGACUUCUCAACUUUUAGCUGCCAACAAGGUUGUAAUCAGCUGUCCUAUGUGGAACUAUAGUGUGCCCUAUGUACUCAAACAAUACAUUGACUGUGUCGUACAGUCUGAUUUAACAUUUUCUGACACCGCUAACGGACCAGAAGGGCUCGUUACUGGACGUCCAUUACUCCUAGUUACUUCGUCAUCGUCAGACUUUACUAACGAGCCAAUGAAAUCGCUGGAUUUUCAAGUACCAUAUUUAAAAGCUAUUUUUGGAUUUAUCGGCUUUCGAGAUUUUCAUCAUAUUUAUAUUGGGAAUACAAAACACAUUAAGAGAGAGGAAUUGAUAACAUUUGCAAGACAAAGAAUUGAGGAAGAAGUCAGCAGGUUUUAA